Manduca sexta (tobacco hornworm) is the source of this 1598-nucleotide messenger RNA. Its product is annotated as 104 kDa microneme/rhoptry antigen-like. Gene Ontology annotation, cellular component: transcription elongation factor complex. The record is from RefSeq and is a predicted model, not a curated record. Gene Ontology annotation, molecular function: cis-regulatory region sequence-specific DNA binding. The annotation marks the transcript as partial. NCBI's taxonomy places the organism in Eukaryota, Metazoa, Arthropoda, Insecta, Lepidoptera, Sphingidae. The transcript is spliced from 9 exons. Gene Ontology annotation, biological process: transcription elongation by RNA polymerase II; positive regulation of transcription elongation by RNA polymerase II; snRNA transcription by RNA polymerase II.
CUAUCAGAUGAUAGUUUACAAAAUAUUUUGUUAUGGUGACUUAUUUAAUACAUAUACCGUCCACUGUUCCAGGGUUCAUUCGAGUGCGUCAGGAGCGGAGGUGCGCGGCGUCUGGAGUCGUGCGGCCCUCUGCCGCGUAGGAUGCGCGUGCAAGCCAACGACGACUCGUACGAGGCCACUAAGGACCGGAUGGCGAAAACCGUCGCCGCUGAACAGAGUAAAUGCACGCGCGUGAUCAAACCUAACCAGACGGACAUUGGACGCCGGGUGAAAGUGCGGCAUCCUUACAACAGCAGCGUCGCGGCCCAGCUGGCCGAGCGCGCUGAACGCAUGGAGCGCACCGAACGACCCGAACGGUUGGAGCGACCCGAGCGACCUGACCGACCCGAACGGCCGGAGCGGCCCGAGCGCCCAGAGCGGACGGAGAGACCUGAGCGCGCUGAGCGACCCGAGCGGCCGGAGCGCGCCGAACGGCCCGAGCGCCCUGAGAGACCCGAACGCCCUGAGCGACCAGAGCGACCGGAGCGGCCCGAGCGGCAAGAGCGACCGGAAAGACCGGAGCGGCCUGAGCGUUCCGAGAGACCGGAGCGUAGAAGGCCUGCGGCGGUGCCCGCAGCCCCCCGGCCGCAGCCCGCGCCUGCGCCCGCGCCGCACCAGCCGCCGCACCAGCCGCAACACCAGCGCGCACCAACCAACCCGGAUCUCACUAAGAGAUCCUUGAAAGAAAGACUUAUACAAUUAUUAGCGUUGAAACCCUUCAAGAAGCCCGAAUUGUACGCGAGACUUCAUAGCGGUGAAGGGAUCAAAGAGAAAGAGCGCAUUGCUGUGAACAAGAUUCUGCCGCACAUUAGUUCGCUCAAGGACAACUGUUACCACUUACGUAGGCACAUAUGGAACGACGUCAAUGAAGAUUGGCCGUUCUAUACAGAGGAGGAGAAACGUAUGCUCAAGAGGCGGAAACCUCAAAAUCUAACACCACCGCUCAGUAGCGACUCCGCGCACUCGCUGUCGCCGCGAGCCUCGCCCGCCAACAAAAGCGCGCGCCCAGCGCCGCCGGGCGUGGGGGGCGCCGCGCCCGCCGACGACGCGCCCGCCGCCAAGAAGCAGCGCAUCUCGCACUACCGCCGCCCCUCGCCGCCCUCCUCCGGCUACGCCACCACCUCCUCCGGCGAGCGGCACGCCUCCGACAACGAGGAUGAUCGCACCACCGGUAUGUUGAAAAAGGACAACGGCUACACGCUAAACUUUACGACUGUUAAGAAUCUGUGCCCCAGUCCUGUGAAAGCGAACGGUUUUACAAGUAGUCCCCCAGUAGAGCAAACUAAUAUCACAGAAAGAGACAUCACAAACACGGAACCUUCAGAACCUACAGAAUUAACCUCUGUGCCUGAUGAAAACACGACUGAUAUGGAAGAGAUUGAAAGACAGUACCCCGCGAUCACGAGCUCGAACAUGAGGCGGGCGUACAAGAACGAGUUCGCGGAGCUGUACACGGAGUACCGCGGACUGUACGCGCGCGUGGCGCAGGUGGCGGCGCUCUUCACGCGCCUCGAGACCGAGCUCAACCGCGCGCAGCCGCUCUCGCCGCACCACCAGGU